CUAAACAUAUAUCACAGAGUAAUACCAUGCCCCGCACACGGAGCCAGACCGUCGCGUUGAAAAACAAGGCCGCCUCGCUCGACCGUCUCCCCAUCGAACUCCAAACAAAAAUUAUCACCCACCUCAAAGAUAUUGACCCCAAAAGCCUUCUCGUUCUGGCGCGAGUGUCCAAAUCAUUGUACUACCAGUGCAUUGAUCACAUUUACUACGAAGUCAAGUUGAAACGCUCUAACCGAAAACAAUUUUUCAGGGGCCUCAACAGCGGCCGAUUUCUUCGAGAAGGAGAAUUCAAGCGUUGGUACAAAAAACCACACCAACAGCCCUUGUUCGGACAAAGCGUGAUUUUAAGACGCCUUCUCUUACUUGACAAAGUCCAUCGAAUUAUCAUUGCGGAUGGUCCUGCCUUGGAGAAAACCUUCGAUAUAGCUAUCAGUGCAGCUAUAAAACAUUCUUUUGUUUCCUAUUCAUUGUACCAGGACAUUGAACCGCAACCUCUGUUUCGAAACUUAGGUCAAGGCAAGAAAGGCCUGCCAUGUAUGAUAUGGAAGGAAGGUGCUAUGGAUCACUUUGACGAUUUGAUUCAAGACAGUUACCUCGAGGACUGGGAAUACGCGGAGCUACACGACGAAUCUGCGUCGGAAGGCAGUAACAACUUAGCGAGGGAAAGACUUGAUGAUUUGUAUGAUCUCAGUCUGUGCCAGCCCGGUACUCCCUUCUGUCUUCAUUUACCGGAUAGUUGGUGUCAUGACUCCCAAAAAUUUCUCGACGGCAUCUUCAAACGCAACGCUCUCAAAACCCUCGCAAUGCAUAAUGUUAAACUUUGUGACUGGAGGUUCGGUAAAUCCAGUGGGUAUUACACCCCGGAUGAAAUGCAUUUGUUCUUGCUAGCCCAAGGACUGCCGAAAGAUACCUAUGAACGACCGCUUCCUCAUCGUGAGGCCCUGGGUAAAUUCUUAUCCCAUUUCUCUCCGGAAGAUACACGCUGUAAGAUUCACAUCUACAAUUAUGCUCGCAAGGGUGCGGAAAGUGAAGAAGAUGUCAAACGGAAGGUUUUAAUGGUCUGCCGCCGUGAAUACGCAAGGAAAAGAGAAUUUAGUCUCCUUUAUGGGAAUGAAGAAGCAGACGAAGAACCGAGCGACGGGUGUCCUUUCCGGGGAGAGUUAGUGAUACAUUUUGAAAAGGCGGUCUGCAAAUUUUGUGGGUGUCAUUAGGUGCCCGUCGGAGCAAAUGAGGGAAAGAAAUAAUCAGCAGUUCUGAUUUUACUUAGGUUUGACGGCUAAUGGAAGUUAGCUAAGGCAUUCAAAAAAGAGCCCAGAGGGGGUCUCUUCUUUGCCACAAAUAGGGCAUUAACGAAGGAGAAAGGCUUGAAUCUUAUAUAUUAGAGGAGAUUGAUGGAGCUCUAGAUUCCACAGGGAUUUACAUGCGAAGGAUGGUUGAAGGGCUAAUCGUAUGCAACACAUCCACCGA
Cryptococcus deneoformans JEC21 is the source of this 1467-nucleotide messenger RNA. RefSeq names its product expressed protein. Gene Ontology annotation, molecular function: protein binding. The transcript has 3 exons. NCBI's taxonomy places the organism in Eukaryota, Fungi, Basidiomycota, Tremellomycetes, Tremellales, Cryptococcaceae. The coding region runs from base 27 to 1211 and encodes 394 amino acids. The record is from RefSeq and is a predicted model, not a curated record.